AUGAGCCGCGGCCGCACCUUCUUGCGCGCCAUGGUCGGCGCCCCGCUCGCCCGCGCCCCGACCGGAAGCCUCGCCUCCGCCGGAAGCGGCCGGUGUCCUUCGGAAAAGCGUCCGGGUGGCGGCGGAAGCCCAGUGGAGGCCGGGCCAGCGAUGGCGCGGGAGGGCUCCGGGCGGGUGGGAUGCUGGCGCCGGGCGGGGGCCCGGGGCGGGGGCCGGCUGCGGCCUCCGACGUGGGAGGUCUCGGACUCGGACGGCGAGGGCCCCGCCGGCACGAAGGCCCGCGGGCCGGUGGAGGAGCGCAGGGCGGCGGCGGAGGAGCGCCGGGCGGUGGCCGAGGCUCUGCGGCCGGAGCGGGCCCUGCGGCGCGUGGCGGUGCGCUUGGACCCAGCUCUUCUGGAAGAUGCUGGUGCCGACGUCCUGCUGGAGGCCCUGGGCGCCCUGGGCUGUGAGUACCACAUCGAACCCCAGCGCCCGGCCAGGAGCCUCAGGUGGACCAGAACGAAGCUGGACCCUUGUCCCCGCACUGUGCCUUCGGAGGUGUGGGCUGCCGAGGAACAGGUUCUCCUGCUCCUGGAGCCGGAGGAGUUUCUACAGGGCCUCCUGCAGCUGACCCAGACUUGUGGCCCAUCUUGCUCCGUGCCCUGGGUCUGUCCUGAGAGCUCCACCGGCCCCCACCUGGCUGUCAUCGGGCUGGAUGCCUACCUGUGGUCUCAACAGCCCAGCAACCAGGAUGUGCCUCAGCCAGAGAGUCCAGCAGUGGCCUGUGCCCCAGUGGCACUCAGCUGGCCCAAGGUGGAAGAGGCCCUGGUCCUCCUGCAGCUCCGGGCACAACUGGAUGUGCUGCUGGUGGCCUCCUGGCAGGAGCUGACUCAGCACAUAUGCGCCUUCACCAGGGCCCUUGCUCAGCGCCCGCUCAAGCAGGGCCGGGAUUCCUGUGCCUUUUCCUUCUGUGUGGCUGGCGCUGGGCAGCCAGCGAGCGCUUGUGGCGAGAGAUGGCACGGGCUGCGGGGGGUCUGGUGGCGACAGAUCAGGCAGUUCCGCCGGGUCAGCCCUGCUGUGGCUGAUGCCAUUGUCACCGCCUUCCCCUCCCCCCGCCUUCUGCAGCAGGCGUUCACGAGCUGCAGCACGGAGCAGGAGCGCCUGGCCCUCCUGGCGGACCUCCCCGUGAAGACUGGUGGUGCUGGCCAGCGCAGGGUUGGGCCUGACAUUUCCCGCCGCAUCUGCCUCUUCCUGACUGCCACCAACCCCGAGCUCCUAUGGACCUGAGCUCCUGACUAUGUCUAUGGACAGGAAGGAGCUCUGUCUCACCAGCAGGACAGAGCGUGGUCCACCCCCACCCCAGCUAGCAGGGGAGGGAACAGGGCAUUGCCCUUGGGGUAGGUGGGAGGGCAUGGGGCGGCCAAAACGUUCUAGGGUAACGGGGACGGGCAGGAGAGGAGGGGUGAGCUUCCCUGCCCUGGGUCCCGGACAUACUGGCCACAGUUGGGGUCAGGAAGGGGGAACAAACACCAGUCACGGGGAGACUUGGGGGCGGCAUGUUCUGAGAAGCAGUAAACAUAGUCCAGAGGGAGGAGAGAGAACCGGGCUGGCUCUCCUGGCAGGCGCCGUGAUGCAGCUGGGCGCGACACGGGGAGAGCCCUGGGCAGCCGGGAGCCCCGGGCCUUGGCCCUUACUCCCUUCCUCUGGCCACCACAGAGGCGUCA
Molecule: messenger RNA, 1703 nt
Organism: Lutra lutra (Eurasian river otter)
Lineage: Eukaryota; Metazoa; Chordata; Mammalia; Carnivora; Mustelidae
Gene: EME2
Product: essential meiotic structure-specific endonuclease subunit 2
Biological process (GO): resolution of meiotic recombination intermediates; replication fork processing; double-strand break repair
Cellular component (GO): nucleus; Holliday junction resolvase complex
Molecular function (GO): nuclease activity; DNA binding
Source: RefSeq, a predicted model, not a curated record